AUGCGCCUGAUCCUGUGGGCGCUGUUUGCGACUCUGGUCGUCUUUUUUUCAAGUGGUGAAGCCUCUUCAUUCGAGACGAAUAAGCCACAGAAGCGCACACUGUACAGCAAGUCGACUUCGCGCAGCGGUGUUGUCAAUAAUCUUUCCAAGCAUGACCAGAGAGUCCUGAGGGGUGAAGGCAAGAUGGAAGACAGGGAUGAAGCAGAAGAGCGAGGUGUCUCCCAUACAAUAACGGAGAAAACCAAGUCCAUCGGCAAGAAAACCCUUGAGACACCUAAACAUCUUGGCAAGAAAGCUGCAGAACAGCUGAGACGUAUCAAAGCAUGGUACCUGGGGAAGGAGGCAAAAAUUCUCGAGCGAAGGUUUAAGGAGCUAGUUGCGCAGAAAAAAUCUUAUGACGACGUCAAGAACCAAUGGUCCACCCUAUUAUACACUGGCAGGUGGUCGACACCGUCAGGGUUCAAGCGGUUCCUGACGAAGUAUGAUGAUUGGCUAAAGAAGAAUGGUUACUUGCACCUUGCAAAGAAAGAUAACCCAUGA
Messenger RNA from Phytophthora infestans T30-4, 540 nucleotides. RefSeq names its product secreted RxLR effector peptide protein, putative. The transcript has a single exon. The coding region runs from base 1 to 540 and encodes 179 amino acids. The record is from RefSeq and is a predicted model, not a curated record. NCBI's taxonomy places the organism in Eukaryota, Oomycota, Peronosporomycetes, Peronosporales, Peronosporaceae.